UUCAACACAUAUUUUAACACAUUGUUCAAUCGAUUCCCACGUGCUGACCUAGAAUGGCUUGAUCUGGAUCUAUCGACUACAAAGCAACCUGUUCAUCGAAUACCAGUAGAAUUCCAAAUUGUUUUGAUCGAAAGACUGAUCAAAUUCAAUGUUCCCGUUCUGUUAUGUGGACCUUCUCAAUCCGGAAAAUCCGUUCUAUGCAAACAACUGUGGGCACGGUUAGAUUCAAAGCAGUGGAAUGUGAAAAUUCUACAUCUGUCAUCACUCGUUGACUCGAUGACACUUUUGCGAACGAUUUUGCAAUCCGAUUUGGUUAGGAUUCAAAGUAAUUGUUAUACGGGUGUGGAGGGCAAAUCAGUGCUCUUCAUCCUUGUUGGUAUUGACCGGCUAAGAGAGACGACUGAAGAUAGUGCGACCGAGUUGUUGAGGGCGAUCUUUGAGAGGAAUUGUGUUGUUGCAAGAGCAAACGAAGAAAUUCACUUCUCGAAUGUGCAUUUCAUUGGUGAAUACACUACCGUUGCAAAUCAGCAAUUUACGAUGAACAGUAUGGGAGCGCGACUUCAACGACAUUGGUUUCCGUUGCAGAUUGAAAAUCCGGUUGGUUGA
Anisakis simplex (herring worm) is the source of this 606-nucleotide messenger RNA. Lineage: Eukaryota; Metazoa; Nematoda; Chromadorea; Rhabditida; Anisakidae. The record is from the annotation of a GenBank genome assembly.